Molecule: messenger RNA, 2003 nt
Organism: Acomys russatus (golden spiny mouse)
Lineage: Eukaryota; Metazoa; Chordata; Mammalia; Rodentia; Muridae
Gene: Erfe
Product: erythroferrone
Exons: 11
Coding region: 1-1545 (514 amino acids)
Biological process (GO): positive regulation of D-glucose import across plasma membrane; positive regulation of insulin receptor signaling pathway; negative regulation of gluconeogenesis
Molecular function (GO): hormone activity
Source: RefSeq, a predicted model, not a curated record
AUGCACGGACCGGAUGGGGCACCCGCCUCCUCUGAGUCACCUGUGCCUGCACAGCACGCCCUAGCCGCGAGGGGGCGACGGCAGCGAGGGCGGCGCGCGCGAGGCGGGGGAUUCAAGCGCGUUAUAAGGCGCCGACCGGACCAGCCUCUCGCUGCUAGCGCCGCCGCCGCCGCCCGCAUGGCCUCGACCCGCAGCCCCGUCGGAGCGUGCCUUUUGCUCGCCUGCGCCAGCCUUCUAGCCGCCCUGGGCCUCGGUGUCCCGGAGUCUGCCGCGCCCGUGGGGAACCGUGCACGCCCGCAACCCCCCGGGCCCGAGCUGCUCUCCCCGCCUGCCGACAGCCCGCCGGAUCGCCGCCACCUGAACUGCCGGGGAGGGGGGACGGGGCGAGGCGGGGUGGGGACGGACGAAGAGGCUGGAGAGGGUGUGGCCAGAGGCCUGGGGAGGGCGGAUUGGCAACCCUCACUGGAGCAGCUGGCAGCCCUGCACGGAACCCAGAGUGCUCGAGACCCAUUGACGUCUUAUGUGCCAAAGGCCUCUGCCAGGAAACAAGGCUCCUCUCAGAUGACCAUCAAGGGUGGUGAGAUUGUCCUCAAGGAAGAACAGGAAGAUGUGUUCCAGAGCACAGGCUGGAGGCUCAUCGUUGUCCCCCACCCCUACCCCGCCCUACACCGCCCCCUAGAGCCCACUGAUGCUCAGGCACACAGUGUGGAUCCCCGGGAUGCCUGGAUGCUCUUUGUCAGGCAGAGCGACAAGGGCAUCAACAGUAAGAGGAGGAACAGGACCAAGGCCAGGCGACUGAAGCUUGGCCUUCCAGGACCCCCAGGGCCACCAGGUCCUCAGGGGCCCCCAGGCCCCUUCAUUCCAUCUGAGGUUCUGUUGAAGGAGUUCCAGCUGUUGCUGAAAGGCGCAGUGCAGCAGCGGGAGAGCACCGAGCCUGAGCACUGUACCAACGAUCUCACCACACCAGCCUCAGACAUCCCCUCCCGGGUCCCAGCUGCCCAGGAGAGUGACAACAACCCGGACCCAGGGGCUGUGUUGGCACUGCUGGCUGCCACCUUGACCCGCGGCCCGUGGGCGUCACGCGUGGAGGCCGCAUUCCACUGUCGCCUGCGCAGGGAUGUGCAGGUGGAGCGGCGGGCGCUGCAUGAGCUCGGGGUCUACUACUUGCCUGAUGUCGAGGGAGCCUUCCACCGGGGCCCAGGCUUGAACCUGACCAGUGGCCAGUACACUGCACCAGUGACUGGCCUCUACGCACUCGCUGCCACUCUCCACGUGGCACUCACAGAGCAGACGAGAAGGGGACCACCACGACCCCGGGACCGACUACGCCUACUGAUCUGCAUCCAGUCUCUUUGCCAGCAGAACGCCUCCCUGGAGACUGUCAUGGGGCUGGAGAACAGCAGCGAGCUCUCCACCAUCUCAGUAAACGGUGUCCUAUAUCUGCAGACAGGACACUACACCUCUGUCUUCUUGGACAAUGCCAGCGGCUCCUCCAUCACGGUACGCAGCGGCUCCCACUUCAGUGCUAUCCUCCUGGGCCUGUGAGUGGCUGCUGCGGGCUUGUAUCCUCACCAAGCAGAGUGGUCUGGUGUCUGUAAUGUCAAGUGACAGUGGUCCCGUGCAGGAGGAAGCCCAUUGGACGUCUGCACACGCUGGCAUUGCAAGGCCUCUUAGCGCAGGCACCCUAGGCAUUUCUGCGGAGGUGAUGGAAGCAGCCUUUCCCAGAACCAGCAGCAAUUGUGGAAUAUCACAAGCCCUGCUUGGUUCUUCUGGGACCAUCCAGCAUACUUGGUAGCACUUGCUAUAUCCCCAGCUGCAGAGCUGGCACCCCUGUGGCUCCAAACAGCCUCAAAUUCCUUCCUAAGGCCCAGCAUCCCAGCCAGGCCACUACCUGGGAUAGCUCAGCCUGCACAGGGCAGGACUAUUAUGAAACGACUGUAGGUCCUUGGUGCUCAAGAGGGGAGCCCAGGCUUUGUUGGACCACACAUUCUGUCUACCUGGGU